AUGGUCGAUGCAAAACUACAUAUCAAGUUGGCCAUUCUUGACUACUCAAUAAUAUGUCUUUUUUUCUCUUUCAAUGUUUUUACAGACAUUUUCAGUGGUUCUGUUGACACAAUUAGAGCUGUCGUGUUGAUUAAAAACUUCGAGAAUUCAUUUGAUAACAAUCACCAAAAGUUGGGUCCAGCACUUUGUGGAGCCAUGUGGGUUCAAGCCUUGAUUGGAUUCUUCAGGCCUUCUAAAGGAAAUAUAAGAAGUACAUGGUACUUCCUGCAUUGGUUUUUUGGAACGUCACCCUCUCUCGUGGGGAUCAUCAACAUCUACACAGGCUUAAAAGCUUACCAUGAUAAAACAUCAAGCACUGCAAUUUGGGCUAUAGGAAGAUGUUCACAACUCUGGGAUAACAAUAUUGAUUAG
This is a messenger RNA of Mangifera indica (mango), 411 nucleotides long. Its product is annotated as cytochrome b561 domain-containing protein At4g18260-like. The record is from RefSeq and is a predicted model, not a curated record. Gene Ontology annotation, molecular function: transmembrane monodehydroascorbate reductase activity. The coding region runs from base 1 to 411 and encodes 136 amino acids. NCBI's taxonomy places the organism in Eukaryota, Viridiplantae, Streptophyta, Magnoliopsida, Sapindales, Anacardiaceae. The transcript has 2 exons.